Messenger RNA from Schistosoma intercalatum, 473 nucleotides. The record is from the annotation of a GenBank genome assembly. Lineage: Eukaryota; Metazoa; Platyhelminthes; Trematoda; Strigeidida; Schistosomatidae.
GGGCGGGUUACUUGCCAAGGUCGCGUGUGGUGAACAUGGUUAAUAUACCCAAGACGAGGAAUACGUUUUGUAAGAGUGCCAAAUGCAAAAAACAUACUUUGCAUAAGGUAACUCAAUACAAAAAAGGGAAAGAUUCUCUGUAUGCUCAGGGCAAGCGGCGGUACGACAGGAAACAGUCAGGUUAUGGCGGUCAGACAAAACCAAUUCUCAGGAGAAAAUCUAAAACUACAAAAAAGAUUGUGCUGCGGUUAGAGUGCUCUCAGUGCAAAUGUAAGAAGCAACUGCGAAUCAAGAGGUGCAAACACUUUGAACUUGGUGGAGAUAAGAAGAAGAAAGGUCAAAUGGUUACCUUUUGAACGAUUGCUCAUAAAUAAUUAGUUGGUACACAUAGUUGUUUUGGUUUAAAGUCUAGUAAUUGUUUGUUUGUGUGAAUCAGGAUUAAUUUUGCAAAUUUAUUGAGCUGGCAAGUGACG